AUGGAACAGAACGACUUUGAUGCUAAAGCAUCGUCGCUCCGUGUGGGGCAGAAACCCAGACAUACGAGGGAUUAUGGCAGCAUUACCACAGACAAUCAACAAGGCAUAUUGCUAAGACGUCGACGCAAAGCGAUUGCAGUUUUUGAAAGAGACAUGCUUGCAACUUUUGAAUCGAGCCAAAGACAAGCGGCAAAACGAUUUCUGAAUAACUUGAAGAGAAGCGAAACGCUUUUAAAGGAACACGAAUCGACGAAACGGACACUUUUUGCAAGGCAUUCUCAAAAUUCGUCUGGAUGUCCCGGAAUUGAAGGCGUAAGGAGUAAAAGUCGCCCUUUGAGUUUUUCUGAAAGCACUUUGACCGAAAUGUCAAAUACACCUGAAUGUAACAAAGUCGACCAGAACAGAGCUUUUUCUGGAAAAUUAAAAGAAAUAAAUGAUAGAAUCGAUGUGCCUUAUAUAAAACUUAGCUCUUAUACAAAAGAAGACUUGAAGCGACCGUCCACUUCGCUCGAAUUGAAGCGUAAAGCUUGGGAAAAAGUCAGCAAACAUUUAGACGAAGCUCGUUCGUUGCGUCCUUGCAGCGCAGACUUUAUCGCGAAAUGCGAAGGAAGCGUUCCGAGAAACGUGCGUGAAGCGCACAAGAAACUUCGCGAGCUCACGAAAGUUCGACUUCUUUCCCAACUGCCGCCCGCGCCGCCGCGGAUCGACGUACAUAAAGUUCAGGAGGAGCGGAGAGUCUCGGAACGGAUUGAAAAACAAGUUGUAGGGGAGUUUUGCCAGUCGUUAGAUGAACUCAAAGUCGUUCUACCGCGAAAAUCUUGCUGGAUGGAUGUAAACGAGAUUUAUUUGAAAAAUGCAGAAGUACAGAAAAGACAUGGGGUUGAAUCUCGGAGGAAUGAUUUGAACGUUUGGCAGAAUUUGCCAAGCGGAAAGAGAGAAACGGUGCAGGCUGAUAUAAAAACAAGAAGACGUCGAAAAGGACAAUAA
Paramuricea clavata is the source of this 987-nucleotide messenger RNA. The record is from the annotation of a GenBank genome assembly. NCBI's taxonomy places the organism in Eukaryota, Metazoa, Cnidaria, Anthozoa, Malacalcyonacea, Plexauridae.